AUGAAGAGUUCUGUGGUUGCUAUUUCCUCAGUUGUCAAUUUGCUUUGCAAGACUAAGAAGAAAGUUAUGUUUUCGCUCAAACUUUUUGGAAUUGUCGUGUGGAUUUUGCUGUCUAUUGUCGAGGUGGAGUUGAUGGAUACUGGUGGAACGAAUUUUCACGUGGGAGAAUCUUCCAAUCCGUACAAGAAGAUCCCAGAUGAUAAAUUUAUAAAAUACGUUUCGAACAAGUAUGGAAAAAAGAAUCAUGUUGAGUUGGAUCUAUUCAUGAAAGGUGUAACGUUUGCAGAACAUGGCGAAAAGACCAAGUUUAAAGAGAAGUACGUCCAAGGUGGUAAUCUAUCGCCGGACGUGUACAAAUUAUUCAAUCCCUACCACAAAUUCGUGACAGAUCUUUACAAUUCCGUUAACAAAGACAACAAGGCACGUUACCGAAAUGAGUUAAUGACAAUGGCUCGACGCGUCCAUGGUGGCUACGCACUUGCAUUAGGACGUGAAGUGAUGCCACCACCUGGUCUAAACGAAGCUGAGGAGAAAAAGGAAUCUUCAAUGUUUUCUAAACUAUUUAAGAUAGCUAAGAAAAGGUAA
Plasmopara halstedii is the source of this 585-nucleotide messenger RNA. RefSeq lists its product as uncharacterized. The transcript has a single exon. Lineage: Eukaryota; Oomycota; Peronosporomycetes; Peronosporales; Peronosporaceae. Bases 1 to 585 code for a protein of 194 amino acids. The record is from RefSeq and is a predicted model, not a curated record.